Messenger RNA from Mytilus trossulus (common blue mussel), 1726 nucleotides. Its product is annotated as ADP-ribosylarginine hydrolase Tri1-like. Bases 109 to 1197 code for a protein of 362 amino acids. The transcript has 8 exons. The record is from RefSeq and is a predicted model, not a curated record. NCBI's taxonomy places the organism in Eukaryota, Metazoa, Mollusca, Bivalvia, Mytilida, Mytilidae.
UAUAAAUAGAACGCGUCAGAUUCUAUUUAAAGAUAUUGCUUAUUCCCUAUAUAAAUGAAAUGAUGUAAACACGUCACUUUUAAUCAAAAUUCGUUGUACGAUCUGACAAUGGCGAGUAGUGGAGAUGGAGAAGCAGCUUCUCAUAACCAACCAUCACCAGAAACGAUCGACAGAAUCAUAGCUACUAUAUACGGACAAUGUAUUGGGGAUGCAAUUGGACUACUUACGGAAUUCUUGUCAAAGAGAGAAGCAAAACUGUAUUAUGGGAAAGUGGCCAAAGAAUUAGAAUAUUUACAUAAGCAGAUCGUUUGUGAUGGACACAGGUCAAGGUGGAAAGAAGGCGACUGGACAGAUGACAGUGACCAAAUGAUACUAAUCAUGAGAUCUUUAGUUGACUGUGGCGGUAAGGUAGAUCCUGUUGACUUUGCUAAAAAAUUAAGAACCUGGAUACGGAGGGGUUUUAGUGAGUUGGGUGAUUUUGCUGGAUUGGGUUUAGGUGCUACAACUAGCAAAGUGACGUCCCAUCCUGAUUACUUGAAGGACCCACACGAAGUAGCUCGGUAUGUUUGGGAUGAAAAUAACCGAAAUAUUGCUCCCAAUGGUGCUGUAAUGAGGACCUCCAUUGUUGGUAUUCACAUGUACUGGAGUUUAGACGAUGUAACAAAAAAUGCAAGGGACUUUGCAAAAACAACACAUCACGAUCCAAGAUGUCAGGCUUCAACAGUAGCAGUGUCUGUUGUCAUAGCGACCAUGUUACAAGGAAAGCACAAGGACAAAAAAGGCAAAUUCAGAGUGAAAGAUAUGAUACAAGAUGCUUACGAAUAUGCAUCAACGUGUUUAGAAACGGAUAAAGAAAAGAAAGACCUAAUGUUUUAUUUGAAAUGUGAUAAUAUAAAAGAUUUGAAAUUAGAUGAAGCCGAUAAAAUUGGCUACACAUAUAAAUCCAUGGGUACAGGCUUUUGGGCAUUGAAGCAAGAUGAUUUCCGGAAGACAAUCACCAAGAUUAUGAUGCAGGGAGGAGAUGCCGAUUCGAAUGCCUGUGUCGGAGGUGCUUUACUGGGAUGUAAACUUGGUAUGUCUGCUUUACCAGAACCAUGGUUGACGAAGCUUUUACACAAGGACUGGUUGGAUAAUGAGAUUAAAAAAUAUUUUGAAAUGAUGAAAUGGGAACAGAAUGAAAAAUCAGACGAAAAAUGAAAAAUAAUCUACAAGAGAAAAGAAGAUGAAUUGUGUUGAUAUGAUUCCAAUCUAGCAUUUUAAAAAAGGACUUCUCUUGUUGUAAAGGAGAUACUUAAAAGUAUCACACAUGUGCAAGCCUGGACUUAUUAUUCUUAUUAAGUCUUCAGAACAUUAGAUUAAAGCGUACCGGAAAGGACAAUGUCAUUUGAAGCAAAUUAAUCGUUUCUUCUUCACGAUGUUUGUUUGAGACACAAAACGUAUACAAAUUAUCUACAUCGAGGUAUUUUAAAUAUUUUUACAUAAUCAAAGGUUGCAGAGCAUUGCCAUUUCUUUGUAUGUUGAUAUGGGUAAUAUAUGAUAUUUUCCUUAUGAUAUCUUUUUUGUACAAUAUUUGACUGUCAAACGGGUAUUAAAAAAUGAAAUUGAUGGUAUUAUGAUAGUAAAAGAAAGCAACAAAAACCAAAAGACAUCUGAGGUUGAUACAUCAUCAAAGACUUGGUCCAAUGUUUAUAAACGUUUUGUGUGGUAAUAAAGUAUUCUUGGUUCA